Messenger RNA from Solanum stenotomum, 2835 nucleotides. Its product is annotated as oligopeptide transporter 4. Gene Ontology annotation, molecular function: oligopeptide transmembrane transporter activity. NCBI's taxonomy places the organism in Eukaryota, Viridiplantae, Streptophyta, Magnoliopsida, Solanales, Solanaceae. The transcript has 6 exons. The record is from RefSeq and is a predicted model, not a curated record. Gene Ontology annotation, biological process: transmembrane transport. Bases 1 to 2208 code for a protein of 735 amino acids.
AUGGGAACUUACCAGCCAGAUUCUCUCGCCGGAGCUAUCAACUCCGAUGACAUCUCACCGAUUGAAGAAGUCCGGUUAACGGUGACCAACACCGAUGACCCGACCCUACCCGUAUGGACAUUUAGAAUGUGGUUUUUAGGCCUUUUCUCUUGUUGUUUACUCUCUUUUCUCAACCAAUUUUUCUCUUAUCGAACGGAGCCAUUAGUUAUAACACAAAUCACAGUCCAAGUGGCUACUCUUCCAAUCGGUCACUUCUUAGCUACGAUUCUCCCGACGACAAAGUUCCGGUUACCGGGCUUCGGGCCGAGAUUGUUUUCAUUGAAUCCAGGCCCGUUUAAUAUGAAGGAACAUGUUCUCAUUUCUAUAUUUGCUAAUGCUGGAAGUGCCUUUGGGAAUGGUUCAGCUUAUGCCGUUGGAAUAGUGACUAUUAUCAAAGCUUUUUACCGCAGAAAUAUUUCAUUUUUGGCUGGUUGGAUUCUUAUUAUUACCACUCAGGUUUUGGGAUAUGGAUGGGCUGGGCUUUUAAGGAAGUACGUAGUGGAGCCCGCCCAUAUGUGGUGGCCUGGUACUUUGGUUCAGGUCUCACUUUUCCGGGCCUUGCAUGAGAAAGAUGACCGGCGCAUGUCAAGAGCAAAAUUUUUCCUCAUUGCAUUGAUAUGCAGCUUUUGCUGGUAUUUGGUACCAGGAUAUCUAUUCUCAACACUCACGAGCAUCUCAUGGAUCUGCUGGGUAUUCUCCAAAUCAGUGACAGCUCAGCAAAUUGGAUCAGGCAUGAGGGGCCUUGGAGUUGGAGCUAUAACUCUAGAUUGGUCUGCUGUGGCAUCCUUCUUGUUCAGCCCCCUCAUCUGCCCUUUCUUUGCCAUUGUCAACAUCUUUGCAGGGUACAUGUUGAUAAUAUACAUGGUGAUCCCAAUAGCAUAUUGGGGAUUUGACUUGUAUGGUGCUUCCAAAUUUCCCAUUUUCUCAUCGCACUUAUACACAUCACAAGGUCAGAAGUACGAUAUAUCAGCCAUUGUGAAUGACAAGUUUGAGCUAGAUAUUGGCAAGUAUGAGGAGCAAGGGCGGAUACAUAUAAGCAUGUUCUUUGCUCUCACUUACGGUUUUGGUUUUGCUACUAUAGCAUCUACUCUUACACACGUGGCACUGUUCUAUGGAAGGGAAAUAUAUGAAAGAUUCCGAGCUUCAUAUAAGGGAAAGGAGGAUAUUCAUACAAGACUAAUGAGGAAAUACAAAGACAUACCUUCAUGGUGGUUCAAUGCAUUGCUUCUGGUGACACUAGCAGUCUCCCUAAUCCUCUGCAUUUUCUUGAAUAACCAAGUCCAGAUGCCAUGGUGGGGGCUUCUAUUUGCAAGUGCUAUUGCUUUUAUCUUCACGCUUCCAAUCAGCAUAAUAACAGCUACAACAAACCAGACCCCAGGCUUGAACAUAAUCACUGAAUAUGUCAUGGGAAUAAUACUACCAGGACGACCAAUAGCCAAUGUGUGCUUCAAAGUCUAUGGAUACAUGAGUAUGUCACAGGCUGUCUCUUUCCUCAGUGACUUCAAACUGGGCCACUACAUGAAGAUCCCCCCUCGAUCAAUGUUCUUGGUUCAGUUUUUAGGAACAAUAAUUUCUGGAACAAUCAACAUAUCUGUGGCAUGGUGGCUGCUAAACUCCAUCGAGAACAUAUGUCAAGAUGAUCUCCUUCCACCAAACAGUCCAUGGACAUGCCCAGGAGAUCGUGUUUUUUUCGAUGCAUCAGUUAUCUGGGGUUUAGUCGGACCAAAAAGGAUUUUUGGAACCCUUGGGAACUACAGCUCCAUGAACUGGUUCUUCCUUGGAGGAGCAAUAGGACCUGUAAUAGUGUGGCUCUUGCAUAAAAUGUUUCCAACACAAUCAUGGAUUCCCCUGAUCAACCUUCCAGUUCUUCUGGGAGCAACAGGUGCCAUGCCACCAGCAACACCAUUAAACUAUAAUGCAUGGGUCAUUGUCGGCACAAUUUUCAACUUCUUCAUCUUCCGAUACCGAAAGCAAUGGUGGCAGAGAUACAACUACAUUCUAUCCGCAGCAUUGGAUGCAGGAGUAGCUUUCAUGGCAGUCCUACUAUAUUUCUCAUUGGGAAUGGAGAAUAAAGGAGUGACUUGGUGGGGAACCAACGGGGAACACUGUAAAUUGGCAACUUGUCCAACAGCCAAAGGCAUAGCUAUUGAUGGGUGUCCAGCUAGAUAAGUGGAUAUAUUCAGUAUAAACUAUAUGUAUUUAAGGGACCAAAAUAAUCUCUAUAUUCUCUCAAGUAGUAUUCAGAAGUUACACACCUAGAUUUGAAAAAUCAUCACCAGUUUACUCAUUACUGCAUAUUGCUCCCACCUAAAUUCUCUCUUGUAAGUAAUGACAAACAUUCUUGUAAAAAAAGAUUGUUAACAUCUUCUACAGUUCUACUGUGUAUUCAACUGCAAUCACAUUUGCCAUGGAAGAAUUAAAUUCUUCGCACUCUAUCUUCCUCAAUCUUGGUUAUAGUAAAAAAAGGUCAUGCAGUUACAAUCUGAGAAGAUGUUCUCUGAGACUGAAAGCCAUUAUGCAUCCAUCAGUCUGAUGUAGCAGGAGGAAAACUGAAACGUGCACAAACACAGGAACACUAGUAUGUGAGGUAGGGAUGACAAACGGGGAAGGGCGGGCCUGUAGCGGGGAAAACCGGCAAAGACUUCAACCCACCCCGUCCUGCAUAAACCUGCACCACCCUGCACAGUUUUCUAUCCCUGCAAUUGUCACUGCCUUACUUUAAUAUUUCUUUGCUAAGUAGUAAUAUUAAUUUAAUUUAGAAGUUGUUGUAAGAUAAGAAAGAUGGAUUUCACUGAU